UUUGAGUAGAUGUGUGCAUAGAACAGAGAAGAGAAACUUCCUUGACGCUAUAGUUUAUAGCUUUGUACUCUGACAGUGUUGAGAGGACGCCUUUUUCAGAUGCUGUACACAAUAAUUUAAGAGACACUGGAGGAUUUAUCAGAGGACCAUGAGUCGUGGAUCUAAAGCUAAAUUGGAGGGCGUCCAAAGCUCUCUGCUGACCUUACAGGAAAAUGAAAAGCUGGAGGAGUUGAUGGGCAGAAGGUGUGCUUCCAUGGCCACCGGAGUAGCACAGUUGUUCAUGGCUCUGCCGAACAGUUCAUCCAUGUGGAGCUUGCAGCACACUGGAGUGGUCUGCUUCGUCAAAGACAACCCCCAGCGCUCCUACUUCAUACGGAUGUUUGAUUUGAAGGCAGGGAGGCUGAUUUGGGAGCAGGAGCUCUAUAACCAAAUUGUUUACUCACCACAACUGCCGUACUUUCAUACCUUUGCUGCAGAUGACUGUCAAGUUGGACUGAACUUUUCUGAGCAACGGGAAGCAGAAGCCUUCCAAAAUGCUGUCGAGGAGAAAAUCAACCAAAGACAAAACCGACAAGACAAGAAACAGCGCCCCCCGCAGCAUAGUGACAGAGGUUCCCUGCCUCCAGUCCCACAUGAAAAAACAUCUGCCAGUCCUGGUAAUAUUCACAUGGCCACUGUGGACAUCCAGAACCCAGAUAUCCAGACCUCACGCUACCGUUCAAUGCCUGCACCUGUUCAUGCUUCCUUACCUCUGGGCAGCAAAGGGAAGAAGGACAAGAAGAGCAAGAAAAAGGGCCCCAAACUCUCCAAAGCAGACAUAGGAGCACCCAGUGGAUUUAAGCAUGUUACUCAUGUUGGCUGGGAUCCCAACAACCUUGAUCCCGACCUGUGGAAGCUGCUCUCCCAAGCUGGAAUCAGUGAAGCUGAGAUGAGGGAUGAAGCGACCUCCCAGCUCAUCUACAAUGUCAUUGAGCAGUCUGGAGGCAUGGACGCAGUCAAAAGGGAGGUGAACAAAGGAGCUUCUGGACCUCCACCCCCUCCACCUGGCAGACAAGGGCCUCUGCCUCCCGUGCCAGGCCCCGGUCCAGCCCCUCCACCUCCACGAGGUCGUUCUGGCCCCCUGCCUCCUGUCCCAGGCCAGUCACAGCGGGCAUCUCCAUCCUCCCAGCCACCUCCGCAACGUGGAGGCCUGCCACCCCCACCUCCGACAAGCAGAGGCGGUCUUCCACCACCGCCGCCACCAGCAUACUCUGCACCUUCUCACUUCCCUUCACCGCCAUCCUCGAAGUCUUCUCAGUCCUUCCAAAGCCCGCCUCCUCCCCCACCACCUUCUCACCAACAGCGCUCUAUGGGUGUCCCACCUCCUCCUGCACCAUCUACACCCAACAGAGGAGGAGGUGGAGGGCCUCCUCCUCCUCCUCCUCCUCCUCCGCCCCCUCCACCUCCCCAAACUUCAGACUUCCCACCACCUCCUCCCCUCGCUGGUGCUCCACCACCACCUCCCCCUUCAUCCGGAGGAGGAGGAGGAGGAGGAGGAGACAGCAGGGGAGCUCUGCUGGAUCAGAUCCGACUGGGGAAGAAGCUCAGAAAUGUGACAGAGAGUCCUGAUGCAGCUCCACCUACAACGCCGGAGUCAGGUGAGGGCAUCGUUGGUGCUCUCAUGAUGGUCAUGCAGAAGAGGAGUAAAGUCAUCCAUUCCUCUGAUGAAAGUGAAGAGGAUGGUGGAGAUGAAGAUGAGGACGACGACGAAUGGGAUGACUAGUUUAAAGGUCCUUGGUUAGUGUGGAUUUUGAGCCUUGUUCUGUACGAUUUUAGUUGUAAACCUCUGAAUUGUAACACUGUUACAAUAUCUGUUGUUGGACUUGUUACAUGCUCAGUUAUUGCAAACUAGGGUAUGACUUGUUUAUGACUGAAACUGUGUAGCUGAUUAUAUGAAUAAACAAUCAAACUCAAUACAAAGGACUGGAAAGGACAAUUUUAAGAGGAUUCUGAAAUGUUUAUAUAUUUGUUCGAACAUUUCCAGUGUAGGGAUUUAUCAGCAUGACGGCACAUACGUAGCACUGUGUUACUCACAAUGAAGGUGAAUGGUGGCUCUGACUGGAAAAUAUCUUGUUCCUUGCACUUCCUUUAAAAAGAGCCAUUUAAAAAUACAGCAUAUGACAGAACACCAACAAUCAAUAUUAAAUCUGAGCCAUUUUCAUUCCCGUUUUUAUAAUAACAUACUGUACAUAUAAAAUUAUGUUCCUUGUAUCAUUUACUCAUACAUCUGUGCAAACAUCCCAAUUCCCUCUAAUACCACCACCGACAAAGUGCAUAACUGCAAGAACACUGUAUGCUAUUCAUAUCUUCAACACUCACAUACUGUAGGUCACUAUAGAGCACAUGGCAGUAAGGGAGUCUUUAUAUGACAACAUCCAAUGGAAUUAGCUUAACAGAACACAUUACACCUUACAAACAUCAUUACACACCAAGGUUGAGAACAGAACAACAGUAAAAUGUACAACUUGCAACAAACAACAACAGAUACGCAUGCAACCUAUGCAUUUAUAUCAUCAUAUUAUCUUCAUACAAUACAAGAGUAAUCCAAUGACCUGACCAUAUAUAUUAUAUUCACAAUCAAUAUAUUACAUUUCUGUUUCAAGAUACUUAAAAGGACCAUACUUGUGGUUUUGCAUGUUGUAGCCCGUUAACUACAUGUUGCAUAUACCUACAUGACACCAACUAUUUUCCAAAACAUUACUAUUUUCCAGGCAGCAGCUGGUUUUAGUUCAUUGUAGCAUGAAAGUCAAACUAUGAACAGUGUCUGUUAUUUUUUUGUCACGGUAAAAUUGUAACUGCAUGGUAAUCCAGUUGUGUUCUGAAAACUCUUCCUUCUUGGUGCAUUCGAGGACUGACAUUUAACAAUCAGCUGGUAAAACUCCCUGCUUAAAACGAGCUGUUGUAAAAUGAAACCUGGAAGACGAAUAACAAGCAAACAUGAACGUUGUGAAAUGGAUAAUGUGCGUUUUUUUUAAAAGUUUCUUACAAUAAAAAGCAUUGAACAGUGA
Thunnus maccoyii (southern bluefin tuna) is the source of this 3047-nucleotide messenger RNA. RefSeq names its product wiskott-Aldrich syndrome protein-like. Gene Ontology annotation, biological process: actin filament organization. NCBI's taxonomy places the organism in Eukaryota, Metazoa, Chordata, Actinopteri, Scombriformes, Scombridae. Gene Ontology annotation, molecular function: actin binding. Bases 149 to 1762 code for a protein of 537 amino acids. The record is from RefSeq and is a predicted model, not a curated record. The transcript has 11 exons.